AUGAUACUGCGGAAAGCCACCGACGAGUACGCUAGAGAGAGCAACGUUAUAGUGUUUGACCAGGCGAACGGCAGAGCUCCGUUGACGUUUUCGGACCCAGUGGUGGAGUGGAAAGACAAAGUGCCCCCCGUACUCGUCGCUUUUCUGGACGAGCUCGCUUACCCUUCGAUGGAGGAUGCCAAUGGUGACGGCGUGGCAACGGCGCGAGCCAGCCGCCAAUGCCUAUUAGCGGGAGUGCUGACAUCGUUUGCCCACGACACUUGGUACAAGAAUGCCAACAUCUUGGGCCUCUUCCUCAAGGACCAGGGGAUGCAACGGGAUGGGUUGGAUUUCCUGGCGAACAGCUUGAAGAUCACCCAAACCGACAACCAUUUGUGGAAGUUGCGAACGAGAUUGGCGGACAUCCUUGGCACUGAAACCGAGAUGAAGAAGCUGGUUCCUCUGACAGCGGCACUAGUGGCAGCGAGUUUCGACAAUCUCAAUCUAGAUGUGUUGAGGCACUGGGGAAAAGGUGGACACGUCGAUCUCAUCGCUGCCAUAGCUUACUUCCCUGUUUUGGCAAGUCGGGGAAAGGUUGCCGAGCUUUCGUUCGUCCCCCCUCGCCUAGACUUUGCCCGCGAUUUCGGGGUCGAGAAUGAACGGCUUUUGGCUAUCUGGAGUCAGUUUCGGCAUCGAGUUGUUGCGUGCGUGCGUCGUGAUUCAGCCAAGUCGGACGGGGACUUCGAGGUUCAGGUGGCCAGACAGGUCAUCAGUGACGCGGAUGCAGAGCGCAUGGUGGGCGUUGAGGGCCGUCGUGUACCGUCGGACGUGAAGACGACCUACCUUGGAGUGAUCAAAUCAGGAACGAAAACCCUACCCGACAUCAUAGACUACCUGGACGGGCUGAAGCAAGUUUUGCAUGUGGGCGCAGAAAACGGAAGGAGGCGUGCAGUCAUUGUAGGUGACCAGGAAACGUUUAACCUUUUGCACAAGGCCAAGCAAAAGUAUGAGGUCAAGUUUGCUUGGGCGAUCCCUUGGGUUGGCGACUGGCACCUCCUUGAGCACACGCUGGACGUUAUGUUCCUGAAAUGGGGCGGGUUCGGCAUCAUACCAUUGGCCAAGCUGAGUGAUUGCUACAACAACAAGUUGGAGAAGAGGGACUACCACAAUCGGCACAACGUGUUCGUCGGGGUAUUGGAAGCGGUGUGGAAAGCCUGUAUUAGCGAGGUGGGGGGUUCGAGCGCGUCCGCUAUGAGCAACGAGCAGGUUAUCGCAGAGCUGCUCGUGUAUACGACUGACCGGACGAAACACAAGACGUUUGGACAGUGGGUGGAAAUGCUUCUUGUCGACGGGAUGGCCUACCUGGCGCUCUACAUAGGUAUUCGAAUAGGCGACUUCGAUCUGCGCGAGGCCGCACUUCGCAGAAUUGCGCCGCUGUUCUUGGGAUACAACAAAUACAAGUAUCACGACUUGUGUAUCAAACACCUCGCCGACAUAUGUAGGAUGAGUCCUGCCGAGCGUUCGUUCAUGAGCGAAACGUUUAGCUUGUCGCUUUCUGGCACUCCUGGCAAGAACACUGGUCUCGACGAGAUCCAGGAGAUGACAAUGAAUAAGGAGUAUAAAGGUGCGGCGACAGGGACGGAGAUUGGGUACCUCCAGAAGCUCGGCCUCACCCUGCAACGUUUUGCUCGCGCCGUCCAGGAUUUCAAGCAGGCGUUCGGCAGUAGUGUCGUAUACAACCGAAAGAUAUACGCCAGUGCUCACAGGACUAGGUCCGUCGAGAAGAUGUGCGAGAUUCUUACCGACGAGGAAAGCCCUUUUAGGCUGCAGAGCGAGAGUGGUAGGACGGAGAUCAUCUCUGCUGAUGGCCGCACGGCGCUCAAGGUUUUGGAAGAAUCCAUGCUCGCGGCCCCCGAAACCUUGGCACAAAUGUGGGAGAAUGGAGUCAAGGGCGAGUAUGUGCAGCUGAACCCCGACAGGUCAGAUCGUGACGCCCCACGCAAGCAGGUUCGGUUGCCCACUUUCUCUUCGGCACCGGAAGGGAGAAAGUCCAACACGCGGGUUUCCAGCAAAGCAGCUAGGCACAUUGGCGAUCUCAAGCAGUACGUUGCGGCGCUUUCGAAGUCGCGCACAGGUGGCACGCCCAUUGUCGCUGGCCCGCCUCCACAGAUGGGCGACUCCAAGGGCGGGAUGCAGGGGUUUUCGAAGUCCAAAGCCAUUGACAUCGUCAACAAGUUCGCUGAAGACGCAAUCUCCAAACCACCGCCAGCGGACAUCCCCGUUCCACACACGUGCGCCGUCGACAUGGCCACCAUCGUCCACUCAGUCCCGCCCCUGGCGUAUGUCGCAAGCAGAUCGAGAAAUCGUCUACUUACCUGGGAAGCGUAUGCCAGCUACAUUGUGGACCGUCUUCUAUGGCGGCUAUGCUCCAGGGAGGGGAAAAAACUUCAAGGCCGCGUCGUGCGUAUCGUGCUUUGCUUUGACAAGAGGGCAAUGGUGCCCAACCCCAAGAGCUUUGCGCAUAAUGCGCGAGGGUUGUUUCCUGGGGCUAAGUCCAAGAAGAAAAAAUCUGGGCCCUUGUACACGCGAGCGCCGUACCGUUUCGGUUUGGGAGACAAGACGCCGCCGUCUUCAGAAUGGCAGGAGUUCCUGAAGAACCGGCAAAACCGCGAUGGUGUGUGUUCGGUGUUGUGUCAGUAUAUUCGUCGGCAACUUGGCCGCAUUCGUCAGAAAAAGGCAGCCGGCAUUCAGUUGGAGUGGGCAGAGCACUGCAUAAAUGAAAUGCGCCUACGGAUCGACGGAGAGCCCUUGCUGUCCCCGGACUUCUCCACGACAACCGGGUACAAAUCAUGGUACAACGACGUGGACGGUGCGGAAAUUCCGGAAGAAAAGGAUAACGGCUUAGGGGAGGGGGAACUCCAGGCACUUCACCACGUGUACCAAGUUUGCUUACAACAGCAGUCGAGGGAGGGUAGCCGCGAGGGGCAGGAGGCGGGCGUGCGAGAACCGGUCAGAGUGGAGGUAGUUUCCGUGGACACGGACGUUUGGGUUGCAGCUCUCCUCGCGUACGCUGCGCAUCCGUGGACUCGAAACGUGCGUGUAGUGGUGCGAAAGCAGAGCGGGUUAUACGACCAAGCCGCCGUUACCUGCGUCGACGUACUUGAGCUAUUCAACGCGCUGACGAGAUUAACGAGUUGGCCAAGUGCAUUCACCCCCUUGCAGAAGUGCUUGCCUGUCAUCGCCGCCUACAUGCUUUGCGGAACCGAUUUCACCCCGACAUUUUUUGGGUUCACUUCGUUUUUUAUGUUCCAGUCGUAUUUCGAGUAUGUCAAGAACCCCGAGAACCAUCGGUUUCUAAAGGCCCUGGGUGAGCAUGCAGUGAAGGAUGGAGCGGUUGCCGGGGUGGCUUUGGAAAGGGAAGAGCUGAUUAAGUUUGUCGCCCUCGCUUACUUUAAGAAGUACCAGGCAUCGUUUUUGUAUCCACCCGGGCACCAAGUAGAGCCUAUUGUUGAUCCAAAGAAACGCAACGGAGCGGUAGAUGAAACGAAGGCAUGGGUUGAUGCGAUCCACGUACGCACGUCCGAAGCGGCUUACGGCCAAGGGAAGGUCAGAGAGGCUGCCCCUAAUUACGAUGUUCUCGACCUCUGUGUGCUUCGGAUGGAAUGGCUGGUAGAAUAUUGGCUUUCUAUUGUGCCCGUUAGUGCUGCAGGCUCGGAACCCUCUGAAAACUAUCCCAUUGCAGUUCCCGAGUGGAACAACAAGGGGUACUUGAAGGACCCAGAAGUAGACGGAUGUUGUAAGAUGUUGUUGCGCAGAGAGCCGAAGGUAACCAUCUGGCCGGGCGGGGUCGAGACGGUGAAAUGUAGAUGUUCUGAUGUACCGGGAAGGGGCCAAUGCACGAGCUGCGUCUGCAAACAGAAAGGGUCAAUUUGCUCAGAGCUGUGCAAAUGUAAACGAGCUUGUUGCGUGGAAGAGACUAACCCUAGUGCCAUGCUAUUCGAUAUCGGUGGGGGUGAAUCGACAGAAGGGGAGAGCGACGACGACCAAUCCGAUGAUGAUGAUGUUUUGCCUGGUGUGGGCGGUGCGGGCGGGGGUAUAAGUAUUGGUGGGUUUCGCGAGGAUGAUAUUGCAGAGUACGAGCAGCGCGACCAGAUGGAUUGGACCAGUCGACGAGAGCAGUUGGUUGUAUCGCCGGGCGAACCGGUUGCUGCCUCGUGGGGGGCAGGGACAAAUGAAAGGUCUGUGUAGGUGUGGAGAAAAAAAAAAAAAGGGAAAUGUACGUGUUUCGAGCCGGAACAUCACGUGGAGUCGAAGGUGCUGCAAAUGUUCUACAUCGACGUAUUUCAGGUCGAGGAACAGUAUACACCACUUGCUCACGUGGUGCACCCACCCGCCAACACGUCCAAAACGGGUACGCGAACAGCCCCCACGCUAACUUGCAUUGUGUCCUUCAGCACCGAAGAUUCCGUGUGGCUUUUGACUCCCAUCACGAAGGCAUUGAACCGCGGGGGCGGCUCUGCAUUAUUCUACGUUUUUUUUGGAGGGCGAGAAGCAGCAGUAGUCGGCAGCGCGGAACACGAUGGUAUAGACCAUUCUUCACUCAACCAGAAUCACCAAAAAAACAACUUUUCUCAACGCCAGGGCGCCCUGCGCCCUUCCUACACGCACCCCUAUUUAGGGCAGAACACGAGCCUCGACCCCCUACUGUCGCCGCAGCAGCCUCCAUCGGUGUACCACACACCCCAAAAUUCUCCGACUUUCACGUGGUGAACACGUGUGUACUUGGCCCUCCGUAAAAAAACGCACACAGCCGGGGGGUUAUCUAGAAGCCAACCACCACGGUCGGCACAGGGCUCUAGGAACGACAGCGGCAAUUUCAGCGCCGCGCCUUUCGUCGCUACCGCCAAAGCCGCCCUCACAAACCCCACUGCACCCUUGUAUGGAGGGCUCGUGACGACCCAGUCAGGUCGCUUUCCGGGGUUGGCUUUGACAAAAUCAUCCGGAAAAGAAAGCAAGCUUGCGUCCAGGUUGGUACCUGGCGAGAGCCUUCUCACGUCGUUCGUGAGAACUUCACACGUGCCGCCAAACCCCAUUGCCACCGCGUCGUCAGGUCCGCCGCACAUGUCCAAAACACAACCCGUUAUAGCAACAGCAUCCCGCAAGGCGUCCACCGCCUCAGGCGAAGUACAGUACCGAUCAAACCGCCGGCGUUUGUGGUGCGUGACAGGUUCAGGAGCGGCGCUCCAGGUCCGGCUGUGGCGCGGCGUCUGCUUUGCCUUCCGCGCUACGCGUUCCCUGCUCCGCGCCCACUCGUGCUUCUUGUACAGCUCCAGCAGACAACCCGAACGUUUACAUAGAGCGAACAAGUUUGGGCCCGCGGCUCCCGACUGAAAGCCGGGAAACCUGUCUGCUAACCCAGCCUCGUCUACAAAGCUCCGAAGCAAUUCUCCUGUCCUAGCCCUAGUCUGCCUGAAGUCUUCUCCGCAUUCCAGGCAUGCGCUACAUCGGCGGCUGCUGCUGCUCUGCAUGAUUUGUAGGCAGAAAGACCUGUCGAAAUUUGGAAGAUACACAAUCAAGGGCGCGGCCACGUGCGCCAUGGAUGUUUGGCAAGCUAUCCACUACAUGAUCAUCCCAUGAACCAUGGUCAGCAAGCUGCAAAGCUGUGAGGCACUCAACGUCUGCUGCGUAUCAGCGACCGUACCUGUCCUGUUUUCGAGGUUCCGCCGCGUUUUGUAGACAACCCUCGGCAAGGAUGAUUACGCAUCCUGUAGUGCUGAUCCGAAUUUUUACCAGGGUGUCUUCGAUACCUAACCCACCAAGAAGUACAGCCUCCGAGUAUCCCGCGAUUUGAUCAACUCUACGAGGUAGUAACUUGGAGCCGAAGGUGCCCUUCCCAACGCGGCGCAACUAAGUUGAACAAUGUCACUCAACACGUUUCCGCAGCUCUUUUCUCUCAUUCAAGGGAUGAAAUGGAACAAUGAACCACUCACGGGUGUAGGAUGCAAUGUUUCUGGGGUUCCUGCAAAGUUUCGUGUCGGUCUCUGCUCUGAGCGUGAAGAACGGUGUGGUUGAGUGAGCCCAGUUGUGCCGGCCGUCGCCGCGGGGCUCCGGCCGGUGGCGUCAACAACGAGGGUACCCUAUAUUGAUUUUUGGCCGGACUUUUCUGCGUUUUGGGCCCCCAGCAACGCCUGUGGCCCGGGAAUUCCCGGGCGCCGUCGUGAAGAGCAGCGGCUCCGUAACAUCGAACGUUGUGCGCUACCCUCUCAUAGUAUUGUAAAAAUACUGUGUGCGUUACCCCUCCACGUCCUUGCGAGCGGGUGUGCCUCGGUCCUGUAGAACAGCAGUGGUUAUUGUAGCAGACAGAGCGUUCGCGCACGGCGGCUUGGGAACAUGCUGCAAGAUGGCGUUCCUGGUCUCUACCGCAAGCCUUCUCUGCGUCCAGAUCGAGCUGAACGCAGAGCGAGAGAGGUAUUAUAUUGGUUCAUACCAACGACGGUGAUAUACAUGCCUGGCCUACUGGCGCCCCACGACAGUAGGGCACCACCGGGGCAGAUGGUAUAAAUUCGUCCAGGGUGGAGAGGUUGUACGCUAGCGUGGGACUUGUGAAUCGAAUUACUACCGUAGGAGAAACGUUUUGAGCUACUACUCGUGUAGGCUUGCAACCUCAGCCCUCCUCGGCUUUGACACGCGGCCUGCCAUCUAUCCAUCUCCAUGAUGUUAACGCUCGAUCUUUGCUCUUCCCUUGGUGCAUAGGGUAACUCACAGCUGAACAAUCACACGGUGCCGACAGGCACUUAUCCAGAAUGUAGUUUUUCUGCAUGCGCCAUUUAUUUUCAACCUGGGUACACACUGCUGGGCUACUGCUUUCGUUCCCAACAGAGGUGCCGAGGAUAGGAAAAGGAGCUUGUGCUGAACGAACGUGCCCUGUUGUUUUGCAUUGUUGUUGUUGUCUUCACAUUAAAAACCAUCCCGGUCUCUCUAUCCAGUACCUCCUUCUGUCUCAAAUCUCUCCGUACUAAUCCAGCACUUGACUCGGUCAAUUUCCGUAGUCACAGGCUCACGUACCUAGAAAAGGUAUACCAAAAUAAAAUAAACCCCAAGGGUUAGCAGAGCGAUAAAAUACAAGAAAACAAAAGAAUCAGAAACAAAUAAAUAACUAAUUAGUGGAACGUGCGCACCACCAGCCUGGGGGGUAGCCUUCCGGAAGGACCCCAAGGGUCAGCAGUACGUGCCAGUAAAAAAAACAAAACAAAAUAAAACGAAACAAACCAAAGACAGACGAGGACAUAAACAAACUCGCACAAAGCCAGGGAUAUCCG
Molecule: messenger RNA, 7298 nt
Organism: Ectocarpus sp. CCAP 1310/34
Lineage: Eukaryota; Phaeophyceae; Ectocarpales; Ectocarpaceae
Source: the annotation of a GenBank genome assembly